AAAUACUACGAAGAAGAAGACAUUGGAAGAAUCCACAUUUGCCAGAGGGGUCCACAAAACAUCGCAUUAUUGGAGUGAUAUUAUUGGUCUGGAAUACAUUUCGUGGAAAUGUGGACCUCAAACAGGAUAAACAAAUAUGCGGCUUUCAGAUUUUGAACUCGCCUCAGCGUUCGUCAAGUCAUUGAAGUAAGUGAUCAGGGAGAAACAGGACGUAAGAAGCGGCUGCCAUUCGUUGCCUUCCCAGUCGACCUUUAAAGACAAGAAUAAAAUGACAGGAACGAUGGAAUCCGAAAUGGGUUAUGAUGACGUCACUAAGGGUCUGUAAAGUCUCCUGACCCACUAGACGAACUUUUUACCCACACGGCAGUUUGAGCACGACCCACGUCACAUGUUCGGACAUACAAACGCAGCAAUGGCAACAACAUGCGGGUAUGUGCUGCAGAGACUACUCGCAGCUCAUCGGGUUGGCAACCGGAAGUGGACCUCGACUUCAAGUCAUGGACGCUUCACCUGGAAAGCAGCGGUCAGACACGCGUGCCAGUCUGAUGUCUCAGGUAGCAGUGCUCUGUCUUUUCGCAGUCACACGUGCGGACAGCUGAGGCGGGAGCACGUGGGAGAGAAGGUGACACUCUGCGGUUGGGUGCAGUACCUGAGACAAGACCUGUUUGUCAUUCUACGAGAUUUCAGCGGUUUGACCCAAGUUCUGAUCCCUCAGGAGGAAUCUGCGCGCCACGUCAGAGAAGCGCUGCGUCAUCUCACCGUCGAGUCGGUCAUCAAAGUCACGGGCACCGUGAAGGAACGGCCAUCGGGACAGGAAAACAAGGUGUGUGAAACGUAUGGAACGCGAGCGUUGUCCCGCUUGGAGCGGCUCCUGUCACGGCGUGAUGUUUCCACAUGGAAGGAGAUGCCGACGGGGCGCAUUGAAGUCCUCGCCCAGGACGUGGACGUGUACAACAUCUGCCGGACGUUGCCUUUUGAAAUCAAAGACUUUGUCAAAAAAUCCGAGUCUUUGCGCAUGCAGUUUCGCUACCUGGACCUGAGAUCUUCUCGCUUGCAGAAGAACCUCAGACUGAGGUCCCAGCUUGUGAUGAAGAUGAGGGAAUAUCUGUGUUACGUGCACGGGCGCCAAAGAGUUUGUGGUUCCCUCCAGAGACCCGGGUCUUUUUUACUCCCUCCCUCAGAGUCCUCAGCAGUUCAAACAGCUGUUGAUGGUGGCUGGGGUGGACAGGUACUUCCAGGUGGCUCGGUGCUAUCGAGACGAAGGCUCCAAAGCGGAUCGCCAGCCCGAGUUCACCCAGGUGGACAUAGAAAUGUCCUUUGUGGACCAGGCGGGAAUCACAUCCCUGGUGGAGGGUUUGUUGCAGUACUCGUGGCCCGCGGAGACAACCCCCAUCACGCUUCCCUUCCAAACCAUGACGUACCAGGAGGCCAUGAGGGACUACGGGGUGGACAAACCCGACACCAGAUUUGGCAUGAAGGUGGGGGGGGUGUCUGUCUGCUGCACGUAGACAUUUCCACCCCCGAAAUAGGCUGGUGUUUUGUUGCCAGUGUGAUGUGCGUGCGUGUGGGUAAAUGUCUGCUGCUCGGCCGUAAUGAUCAGUUGCUUUGGAACCAAUCACCCGUCUCGCCUCACCUGUCUAUCUCUCUCGUCCCGUCGUCCGUCCAGCUGAUGGACAUCAGAGACGUUUUCGUGUCCGCAGACGCCGCUUUCCUCAAAUCGGGAAGCUCGGUACUGGCCAUCCGUGUCCCCGACGGCGCAACGUUAUUUACCGCCAAGGACUUGGAAGGACUGAACCAAGCAGCCAAGACACACUUUCACCAGGAGGUGAGCGUGGUGCUGGUCAGAGCUGAUGGAACUCUCAAGUCUCCUGUGAAGAAGCUGCUGUCAGGCGGCAUCAGCGACGCCUUGCUGAAGAAGACCGGAGCCGAGCCCGGGGACCUCCUGCUGAUAGCCGCCGGUGCUCCCGCCGUGGUGCGCCCGCUGCUGGGUCAUCUUCGUUUGCGGUGCGCCGACCUCCUGGAGUCUCACGGCUCUUCUGUCCGCGAUCCUUCAGCCUUUCACUUUUUGUGGGUGGUGGAUUUCCCUCUCUUCGUGCCCAAGCGGGACGAGCCGGGUCGGCUGGAGUCCGCCCAUCACCCCUUCACCGCUCCGGUGCCAGAAGACGCGCCGCUACUGUACACACAGCCUCUGAAGGUCCGGGGUCAGCACUAUGACCUGGUGCUGAACGGCUGUGAGAUCGGAGGAGGAUCCAUCCGCAUCCAUAAGGCUUCAGAGCAGCUUCACGUGUUGAAGAACAUUCUCCAGGAGGAUCCCACCGUUCUUUCUCACCUGCUGGAGGCUCUGGACUCAGGAGCGCCCCCCCACGGUGGCAUCGCUCUUGGUUUGGACCGGCUGGUGUCCAUCAUGGUGGGGGCUGUCAGCAUACGUGAUGUCAUCGCCUUCCCCAAGUCGUUCCGCGGUCACGACCUCAUGGGCCGCGCCCCCGAUUACGUGUCAGAGGAGGAGCUGAAGCCUUACCACGUGUCGGUCAGGUGGCCGGCGGGGACAAGAGGAGGACAGGAUGAAAGCGGGGACAUUUAGACGGUAGCUAACGUGCAACGAGCACGCAGAUGCACCACAAUUUGAUGGGAGUUUUUUUUUUUUAUUGUGGGAUCAGUCAUUUUCAACACAAAUAAAUUGAUUGAGAAGGUAACUUUUUGUUUACAUCCUGAAAAUGGUUGUAGCCAUCAAACCUCCACCAGAGUUGGCUUGUUUUUCUUACCUGCUGUUGGAACUGGACAUAAAUUAACCAGCAAUAUAAUUAGCAUGCAUGUAUCGUAGUAGUGUUAGAGUGUGUUGCCCUGUAGGAAUGUCUGUUUUAGGAAUGCAGCGGUAACCCAGCAACAGAAAGUGACGACUCAUGGCGCCACUGGGUCUGCUGACACCAAGGAUGCAGUCAAAUACUAACCGAUGUCCUUUAAGGCUGUGCUGAAAUGUGCUUCAUACAACACAUGUAUUAAAGAUAAUCACCACAGAGACACACACACAUAGACAAAACAAGUACAGUUGUGCAGCUGCUUGCUACCCCAUCCUUGAGAGUUGCACAACCCUGUAGGUAGGGAAUACCCAAAUAAAAAGUGAGAGCUCAGAGAAUGUAUUCAGAGCGGUGUGGGAAGGCAACUCUGGUACGCUCCUCUGUUCUCCUUGUGAGUAAAAAGAUGUGCUUGUUGUCUUGUCUCUUCUGUAAUUUUGCUGUGUUUUACAAGCAUCACAGGCGUGUGAACCUGACAUUUACUUGGUCCUUCGAGCCGGAUCCCAACACACCUGAGGAGUCCAGUUGGAGAGUGGACGAGGCAGAAAGACCGUGGCCACGGCAGACCAGACCCUUUCAUGGGCUGCCUUCU
Molecule: messenger RNA, 3384 nt
Organism: Dunckerocampus dactyliophorus (ringed pipefish)
Lineage: Eukaryota; Metazoa; Chordata; Actinopteri; Syngnathiformes; Syngnathidae
Product: aspartate--tRNA ligase, mitochondrial-like
Exons: 14
Coding region: 389-2581 (730 amino acids)
Biological process (GO): aspartyl-tRNA aminoacylation
Cellular component (GO): cytoplasm; mitochondrion
Molecular function (GO): aspartate-tRNA ligase activity; ATP binding; nucleic acid binding
Source: RefSeq, a predicted model, not a curated record